GCCAUCUCCUAGUUAGUUCCGAAGAUACCUGGAGGAGACUGGAGCGGGGCCCUGAAAAAAAUAAAAAAGAAACGCUAUAUUUUUUACUUUAUCUAUUAUACUGGAGACACCCGCUUUUGCUUUUUCUGUUUCCAGAAAGAGAUAAAUUUUUACCUAUUUGGAAGAGUUUACAGUCCACUGAGGACAUCUUGUGGCAAAAAGUGCCAUUACAACUGUAUUUUCUUUUGCUAUUUGAAAAUGAAUUUGACCUUCAAAUGACAACAAAAGGGAAAAGAUAAAAGAUUUGCAACAGCUGUGGUGAAUUUGCUUAUUAGAAUUUUGGAGGUGGAUAUUUGUUGACCUUUUUGAAAUAUAACCUCCACUAAAAGAUCAAAGACUAUUCUUAAUCAAAGACUAUUUCACCAUUGAAAUGGAGGAAGCUUAUCUACAGCUCGACUAUGAACUUAUAUUGGAAAAGAUUUUGGAAACUACAAACUAUAUGAAAGCUUAUAUCAAAUCUUGGAGAAAAAUCAAAGAUGAUACUAGAGAACCACAAAUUGACUUUCAACCAUCGGUUCAAACUAUAGCCCAAAGAAUAAUGGAGGAAGAACACAGUAACCCUAGAGAGGUUCCUACUCAACAAGAUAUACAAUUGAACGAGACAGAGGAACUGCACUUACAAUUUAAUUAUGAACUUACAGUAGAAACUACUAAGCAAAUUAAUUCUACACAAUCUUACUUACGACCUAUGGAGAACAUUGAUGAUCAAAGAAUAACAUUAACUCAGCUAUUUGAUCUCCCAAAAAUAACAGAGCUUGACAUUCAGGUACAAGUUAUUGAAAAUUGUGAUAAUGUGGACAAUCAACUAGCAACUACAAUAAGGAAUAAAACUGACUAUACUAUUCAGACGAUAUUGGAAGAAAGAGAAGAGAAUUUUGACUAUUUUGAUAUAUUGAGAAAUAGCUUUACCCAAAUGUUGAGGUUUGAUGAUGCAGAGGCUUUAUUAUGGAAACCGGUUUGGCAUAGAAAAAAAGCUAGAGUUAGGUUUAAAAAUGUGGCUUAAAAUUCCACUGAAUGGGUUAAAAAGGUUGUUGACACUUGGAUUGUUUUAAUAACAAAUGAAAUAGGUGAUUUUGUAAAAGGUUAUUUUUUGUAACAAUAUUUGGUAUUAGAGAUGGUAAGUAGUUGGAGGGGUAAAUUUUACUUAAUUGAUUGAUAGAAUAUAUAUUUAAAAUAGACAUAAAUGUAGUUUUUUGGACAUAUCUUUAUUUUAACCAAGAUAACUAUUUGUAAUAGAGGGAGAAGACGAGGUAAAUUUGUGAUAAGAGAAGUAAUAGUAUUAAUAAAUGAUGCAUUAGUUUAAGCAAUAGGCUAUAUCUAAAAAAAUGUAAGGAUGUUGCUUUUAGGGAUAAUAUAUUUAUAUUUAUCUUAGUUAGAAUCAUCAUGAUAGGGAAAAGAGAAAUGAGAGAUGCCCAAAGUGUUAAUAUGUCUAUAUAAGUUUAAUUGGAAUAUGGUAAUUUUCAAAAUAGUAAAGCUUAAAAACAGGACUUGGAUUCUUAUAAUUGAAAUGUGAUUGAUGACCGAUUGGAUUGAUUGAGCUUUUUUUAUAAAUGUAAU
Messenger RNA from Crotalus tigris (Tiger rattlesnake), 1596 nucleotides. RefSeq lists its product as uncharacterized. Bases 410 to 1042 code for a protein of 210 amino acids. The record is from RefSeq and is a predicted model, not a curated record. Lineage: Eukaryota; Metazoa; Chordata; Lepidosauria; Squamata; Viperidae. The transcript has 2 exons.